This is a messenger RNA of Chenopodium quinoa (quinoa), 2357 nucleotides long. RefSeq lists its product as uncharacterized. The coding region runs from base 90 to 2138 and encodes 682 amino acids. The transcript is spliced from 9 exons. The record is from RefSeq and is a predicted model, not a curated record. Gene Ontology annotation, molecular function: ATP hydrolysis activity. NCBI's taxonomy places the organism in Eukaryota, Viridiplantae, Streptophyta, Magnoliopsida, Caryophyllales, Amaranthaceae.
UUUCUAAGCCACUAGAAACUGGAAAUGCAUAAACUCCAGAAAAUUAAUCCUCGCACAACUCUUCAUUUUCCAUUUGUGCAGUGUAUCAGAUGAACAGCAUAACUCCCUCUUCUUGCAACACUUUGUUGUUUAAAUCCUCAACAAAUCCCCUUUUUCCGCCAUUAAAACCCAUGUUCCUUUUCCCGCCAAAACCACCACUUUCCCUCUCCUCCUUCGUCUUCCUCCCCAAACUCCCAUCUCCCAAAUUUCACCCCAGAAUUCUUGCCGGGUACCCCAGAAAUUUUCUGGGUAUUGUUUCUUGUUGCCAAAACCCACAGAAUUCGGGUUGCCCGGCUUCUGAUGACGAGUCCCAAUUGGAGUUGGAUCGGUUGGUGUCGCUGCUGCCGGAGGAGAUGCGGUGUCGAUUACGGCAGCACCCGGAGUUAGAUAAGUUGAUGGAAGUGGUAAUGGAUUUGGGUCGGAACCCAAUAGCCCGGUUUCCUUCAGGCGAUUUUGAGUUGUCGGAUUGUCCUAUUACAUUUCAGGACCUUGAGUUUGCUACUUCUCAGGUCGGUGAUUUUGCAGUUGACAACCGAGCAGGAAUCAGCCGCACUUUACAUCGGAUCAGUGCUGUCAGGAACAGGAAAAAUGCAAUUAUUGGCCUGACCUGUCGUGUAGGCAGGGCUAUAACUGGAAGUGCUGAUUUGUUGAGAGACUUGGUGAAAGAUGGAGCUUCAUUGUUACUCAUUGGGCCUCCAGGAGUUGGGAAAACUACCAUUAUUAGAGAAGUAGCUCGCAUGCUUGCUGAUGAUUAUCAGAAACGUGUGAUGAUUGUUGACACUUCAAAUGAGAUUGGCGGGGAUGGUGAUAUACCACAUGCUGGAAUUGGAAGUGCUCGACGUAUGCAAGUACCAAACGCAGAUAUGCAACACAUGGUAUUGAUAGAAGCAGUAGAAAAUCAUAUGCCUCAGGCGAUUGUAAUCGAUGAGAUUGGAACAAAACUCGAAGCGAUGGCUGCCAGUACGAUUGCUCAGCGUGGAAUACAGCUAGUCGCUACAGCUCAUGGAAUCACCAUUGAGAACUUGAUCAAGAACCCUGCACUGGAUAUGCUUGUCGGAGGAAUACAAAGCGUAACUCUGGGUGAUGAAGAGGCAAGUCGGAGGCGUGUUCAGAAAACGGUUCUGGAGAGAAAAGGACCUCCAACUUUCCAUUGUGCUGUAGAGAUAAUUUCAAAAACAGAGUUGCGAGUGCACCGAAGCUUAGGAGCAACAGUUGAUGCCAUACUUGCAGGCCGAUGCCCAGACUUUGAUGUACGGAAGGUGAAUCUUCAUGGAGUGCAAGGAACUGAAGAAAGUGAACCAUUUGUGUCCCAAAUCAAUGGCAGAAAUGUACAAGUUGAACCUGAAAAUUUUCUGCCUGAAGCUGUAGAAAAUGCUGAAAAUAAUAGUCUUCUGAGGUCUUCUUCACCUUCUGAAAAGAUUUCUGAUGAUGUGAGACCCCUUCGUAUAUUUGUCUAUGGGAUCUUGGAGGCAACUGUGAUGCAAGGGGUCAAAAAGUUGAAUUUGGAUGAUGAAGUUGAGUUGACUGAUAAUUUUAGCGAAGCAGAUGUACUACUAGCUCUGCAAUCCAAGCUUAAGAAGAAUCUGGGGAUCCAAGCUACUGCCAAAUCUCAUGGCAAACUUGUAUAUGCGACCAAGACCAGCUCUUUGGUCCAAGUAACUAAGGCACUUCGCUCAUUAGUGAACGACUAUGACUAUGAGUAUGAGGACAUAUCAAAGGCUUUUGAACCAGAAGAUGGUCUAAAUACUUCAGAAAAGAUCGAUGCCCUUGAGGAAGCAAGAAUCGCUAUUGAGCAAAAUGUUAUCCUCAAAGGGGAGCCUGUGGAGUUAUUGCCCAGGCCUCCCCACAUCUUGUCCCUUCAAGUGGACCUUGCACAAAAAUAUCAGCUGCAGUCAGAGAUCGUAGGUCAGGGGGCAGAAUCACGCCUCCGUAUAAUUCCUUUUUAUGCAAAUGCUUUUGGGAAACAGGACACAGAGGCAGCUGAUGCUGACCAUGCUGCAACCACCACUGAUGAAGUCAUGGACAUCAUUGACAAUGCAAAUGGCUCACCAUACUCUCUUGAUAGAUUACCUAUACUGCCAGACUAUCCAUUAAGCUGACGAGAAAUGACAUUCUUGAGUGCAACACAAGCUGAUUUGAAUCUUAUUCGUGAGACUCCCAAGCUGUAUAAUUUGUAAAAAAAAAAAAAAAAAAAGAAGUCUCUCCUAUCUGUAUAAUUUUUUUCUCUUGUUGUUCCCUUUAUCAUUCUGACUUCUCAUAUAAUUGAGCAGUUACCAAUGUUGACGGUCUGUUUCAGAUGAAUUUUCUUUUAUUUGUGA